UGAUAAAGUUCUGGCUUUCCUUCUCCCUUCUUUUCCAGUCUCAUAUUCACACAUUACAAAGAAAAAGCCACACUGAAAGAAGGAUAGAGAGAAAUAGAGAGAAAUGGCAAUGGCGUCGCUAAAUCUUGGAUCAUGUAAGAAGACAUCAGGUUUGCAUGUAUCGUGCAGAAAAAAAGAAAGAGAGAAAGAUCAGUCUCACCCUUAUAAAGUCAUUGAGAUUACUCCUCCUCCCAGGAACCUUGGCAUCCGCUGCUUUCCUUCUAACUUGCAAUGUGGGGAAAGUGUGACUAUUGAAGGUCAAGCAUAUACCAUUUCAGCUGUAACUCAUAGGUAUCAGCUUCGGAAGGGGAAGUAUGAACCCAGGGAGAAGAGGCUUGAUGUUUUAUCCACAGGAAGAUACAUCUUGAACUUAUAUUUAGAAAACUUACUUGAACAAUCUUGACAUUUUAACCCUAAUGCCAAUUUGCAAUUAUUAUCA
This is a messenger RNA of Ricinus communis (castor bean), 478 nucleotides long. RefSeq lists its product as uncharacterized. Bases 104 to 442 code for a protein of 112 amino acids. NCBI's taxonomy places the organism in Eukaryota, Viridiplantae, Streptophyta, Magnoliopsida, Malpighiales, Euphorbiaceae. The record is from RefSeq and is a predicted model, not a curated record. The transcript is spliced from 3 exons.